Messenger RNA from Linnemannia hyalina, 1575 nucleotides. Lineage: Eukaryota; Fungi; Mortierellomycota; Mortierellomycetes; Mortierellales; Mortierellaceae. The record is from the annotation of a GenBank genome assembly.
AUGACCACCAAGCAACUCGACAUGUCCUUUGACGCAAUGUCCCUCCGUGACAACGGCCUCGCCUCGCCCAUCGACCGCCGUUUCUCUCAGUAUGGCUCCGAGCGUACCCCCUCGAGCCCCCUGACCCGCAAGUCGACCACUGGCUCCCAGCGCAACAGCGUCAGAGGAGACGGCAAGGACAACCGCCGUCAAUCCAGCCGUCUGUCUGUCGCCAACAUUAAUUGGAGCCCUUCUCAGGCUUCGCCCGUCCAGUCGCCAAUGCUGCAGCAGGAUCCCCGCCAGCAGCAGGCCCUCUACGGCUACCAGCAGCAGCAGCAGCAACAAAUGCCCAUGGUUCAGCAAGGCCCAUUCUUGAACCAGAUGCAACAACAGCAAUUGCAGCAGCAGCAGCAGCAGCAGCAGCAGCAACAGGUCGUUGAGGAACCUGCCGACACCAUCCCCACCGCCAUCGUCAUCAAAAACAUUCCCUUUGCCGUCAAGCGCGACGCUCUCUUGGCCAUCCUCGACAACUUGGACAUCCCCAAGCCUUAUGCCUUCAACUACCACUUUGACAAUGGUGUCUUCCGCGGCCUGGCCUUUGCCAACUACCGCACUGCAGAGGAGACCGAGAUGGUUGUCAAUGCCGUGAACGGACUCGAUGUCUCUGGACGCAAGCUUCGUGUCGAGUUCAAGAAGGUUAUGCCCGCUGCCGAACAGGAGAAGCGCGAGCAGGACAAGGCCGCGGCCCAGGCUGCUGAGGCCCUUCACCGUCGCGAGUUGGAGCUGAUGGAGGCGCAGCUUUUGGAGCAGGAACGCCGCGAGCAGGAGCAGCGUGAACAGGAACGUCGCCAAAUCGAACUCCAGAACCGUGAAUUCGAUCGCGAGCGUCGCAACCGUUCGUCGGUCAUGUUGGAGCGACACAACUCGGGACGUAGUUCUGAUUAUGAUGAAGCCGAUGCACGCUACUCUCCUACAGCCAAUCUGAAUCAAUUGGACUUGAACGAUGGCGAAACCCUUGCGUUUUACGACCGCUUGUUGAUGUUUAGAGGCGACUCGACCAAGGAUGACAUGAUCUUCCCCGAGAACCUUAGUGCUCGCCAACGCAAGAUCCUUCACCUGAUUGCCGACAAGCUGUCCCUUUACCACUUCAGCGAGGGCGAGGGUAAUGUGCGCAGGCUCAUUAUCAUGAAGACCCCUCCUCCCAAUGCCGUCUUUGAGGCUCCUGCUCCCAGAUCUCCCAAGCAACGUCCCAUGUCCUUUGCUGGUCGCGGAAGCUUGCGCUCCGAGAGCCCCGUCCCCAAGGCCAGAACUCCCUUGGCUGAUGCCACCAUCGGAUCUGCUUCCCCUACUCGGUCUCUCUACAGAAAGUCCAUGGUUCUGAACCCCGAGAUGACAGCCAACAUCAUUUAUCCCAUUCGUCAACCCAAGGGCCCUGAGCCUGGCAAGGUGUUUACGAUUCGCGAGCAGAAGCAGCUCCGCGAUGCCACGAUGAUCAUGCCCGCCUUCCAUGUUCGCCCUCAGCCCACCCGCACGUUUUCGGGUCGCACCGUGUCGCUCGACGUCAAGGCGCCUAGCUUCACCCCCACCAACGUUUAA